AUGAAGAAUCAUUUGUUUUAUGUUAGCUCCUUUUUGAAAGGAGAAGGAGUAAACAUGUUGAAUCAGUUUAGGUAUACAUACCAUACUAUUAAUAAAAUGAGCAAAGAUAAAAACAAGAAUUGUGUUAUUGGAAGAAAACAUUAUGUAAAGAGGAAUUUAAAAAAGAAAGAACGAGAGGAUGAAAAAUUUAUAAAAGAUGAAUUAUAUAAAAAUAGUUUUUUAGAAUAUAAUUUUAAAACUGAUAUAUAUUUAAAAUUAAAUGAAUUAGGUAUUAUGAAUCCUUCACGUAUACAAAUGAAUGUGAUACCUUUAUUACUAAGUGAAAAAAAAAAAAAUUAUCCAACUAAUAAUAAUAAUAAUAAUAGUAAUAAUUAUAGUUAUUGUAAUAGUGAUAUGUUUCAUCGAGAUGGUAUUAUAUCCAUAAAUAGAAAUAACAUUUACAAUCAAAUAUUAAAGAAUAGAAUAGAAAUAAAUAACUAUCUAAAAAAAAAUAAUAUAUUUAUACCAGACAAUUAUAAUAUAUAUAAUGUUGAUAAAUAUAAAAAUGCAAAUAAUAUAGAUUAUAAUUAUAAUUAUAAUAGCAACCAUAAUACACACCAAGGAUAUAAUCUAAUGUAUCGUUUGAAAGAUGAUAAAGAAAAAAUUAUAUCUAUGAAUGAGAAUAAAGAAAAAUGCUUUAAUGAUGUAUACCUAAUUGUUAGCCCCAAUAAUAGUGGAAAAACAUUAAGUUAUUUUCUUCCUAUAUUAGAUAAUUUUUAUAAAACUAAUGAACGUAUAAUGAAAUAUUUAUUAAAUUUUUAUCAUUUUUUAAAUAAAUAUAAUUAUAAGAAAUGUAAAAAUAAAUUAUAUAGAAAAAAAGAAAGGUUAAGAUAUAUUCGUGGUAGGAAAGAUGAAAAUCUUUUUUUUAAUAUAUCAUAUGAGAAAUAUAAAGUGAAUAAUAGAAUUAUACAUAUGCGUACAUAUAAAAAUUAUAAUAUAAAUAAUAGUUAUAUAAAAAAUAAAAGGAAUAAUCAAUUAAAUAGUUUAAGACAUAAAAAAAAUAUUUUUUUCCCAUAUGCUAUAAUUUUAACAAAUACAAGAGAAGCAGCUUGUGAGCUUUUUUCUUUAUUAAAACAAUUCGAUAUAAAUAUUGAAUUAUUGAGUGGAGGAUAUUUAAAUAAGAAGAAAUCUAUAAAAAAAUACCAUGUAGAAUAUUUUUCUGAUACAAAUAGAAAUUAUAAUGAUAAAGAAGAAAAUAUAUGGAGAGAUACUUCUUAUAGAGGUAGGUAUGAAUAUGUCAGAAAUAUAAAAGAAAAAACAAAUGAUAAAACAAAAACCUCUGGAGGGAAUGAGCGAAUAAAUUACAAUAUCGAUCUUUUGAUAGGUACUCCAGAUAAAAUAUUUGAAAAAAUGGAAAAUAUCAAGAAUAAACAUUUAUAUAAUUUCAAAUUUUUAAAAUAUUUUAUUAUUGAAGAAUCAGAAUCGUUAUGUAACGUUUUUAAUGAGAGAAAGUUACAAUUAUUAUUUAAUCAUAUUAAAAAAUAUACAAAUAUGUAUUAUUUUGGGGGAUUACAAAAAGGUGAUGAAGAUAUGGAAUAUCAAGAUAAUAAGGAAGACAAUAAAUAUACAAAUAAAUUGUUGGAUAAAUGUAUUGAACAGAGUGAUGAGGGGUGUGGGAAAAAAAUACGAAAGAGGGUAUCUGGGAAUAGGUUCGCAAUUAAAGAAAUGGGUGUAAAUGAAGAUACAUAUGAACAUGAGAUGGGCGACAAUAAAAUGAUGGAUAUUAAAAAUAAGGAUCAUAUGAAUGAUGGUACUGAUAAGGAUGAUACAUGUAGUAUUAAUAAUAAAGAUAAGGUGCAAGACAAUUUAAAUAAAAUGUAUAGUUCGCAUAAUAAUAAUGAUUAUAUAAAUACACAGCAAGAUGUUGAUGAUGAAAUAGAAAAAAAAAAAAAAAAAGAUGAACUACCUCCCAUUUUAGAAAAAGGAAAUAAUAAGGAAAACAAUAUAAAUAAUGAAAAAAAAAAAAAAGAUAUACAUAUUGAUAAUAUAAAUAUUAAAAAUAUAAAAAAUACUUUAUAUUCAAAUAUACCUAUUAGCAUUUUUGUUUCAUCUACUAAAACGUGUGCUAUUUCUGAAUUUUUAAAUAACAAUAUAAGGAGUAAAUACAUUCAACAAAUAAUAAAUAUAAAUAGCCACAAUAUUGAUAAGGAUAUGAAACAUAUAUUUAUUAAUAGUAAAAAUAAGGAGAAAGUAUCUUUAUUAUUAGAAAUACUUAAUAGUAAAGAAAUAAAUAAGGGUAAUAUAUCAAAUAAUUACAAGAAUAAUUUAUAUGGAAAUAUAUUAUAUAGUGGAACAAAUUGUACGUUUGUUUGCAGAUAUGUAAUAUUUUGUAAUACUAGAAAGAGUGUAAUGAAUAUUCGAGAAAUCCUAGAAGAAUUAGAAUAUAAAGUAAGUUAUAUACAUAAUGAAAUGAAUUAUAAAGAUAGGAGUAGAAAUUAUCGAGAUUUUAAAAAAGGAAAAACAAAUAUAUUAAUAUGUACUAAUAUAUUAAGUAGAGGUGUUACAUUUGAUAAUUGUCAAAUAAUAAAUUAUGACUUAAGUAAUAAUAUAAAUGAUUAUAUAUAUAAAACAAAAAAUAUUUCUGGAUCGUCUAAUUUAGAUAAAAAUAAUAAUACCAUAACAUCCUUUUUUAAUAAAAAAACUACAACUAUUGUUAAUGAUAUAAUUGAAAGAACGAGCGAUAAGAAACAAAUUACCUUUCAAAAUUUGAACAAGAAAGUAAGCAAAAUGUUAAAACUACAAAGUAAAUAUUAUGAUAUAGUUAAAAAAAAAAAAAAAUUUCAAAAACGAGGUGGAAGAAAAGCAUUACAUAUUGCUCCUAGAAGAAAUUGUUUAAGUAAAAAGAAUAAAAUACUAUCUAAGAAAUUAUAUUUUUAUCAUAAAAUGGAAAUAGAAAGAAAAAGAUUAAUAAAAAAAGGUAUACUUAAAGGUCAUGAAAAAAUUCCAAGAUAUCCAAAUAGACAAGCACAAGUAUAUGAUAGUAAUGAAUAUAAUACCAUGAAUAAAUUAAACGAUGGAUCAUUACAAAUACUAGCCAAAAAAAGAAAAACAAAGAAAAAUAUAACUAAAAAUAAUGAAAUACAAUAUGAUCAAGAUACUAUUGUAUUGGAUAAUAUGCCUACAUAUGAAGACGAAGCAAAUGUUAAGGAAAAAAAAUAUCAGAAGAAAACUUACUUUUAA
This is a messenger RNA of Plasmodium gaboni, 3219 nucleotides long. Its product is annotated as putative RNA helicase. Bases 1 to 3219 code for a protein of 1072 amino acids. Gene Ontology annotation, biological process: mRNA splicing, via spliceosome. Gene Ontology annotation, molecular function: RNA binding. The transcript has a single exon. Gene Ontology annotation, cellular component: catalytic step 2 spliceosome. The record is from RefSeq and is a predicted model, not a curated record. Lineage: Eukaryota; Apicomplexa; Aconoidasida; Haemosporida; Plasmodiidae.